Messenger RNA from Oikopleura dioica, 837 nucleotides. NCBI's taxonomy places the organism in Eukaryota, Metazoa, Chordata, Appendicularia, Copelata, Oikopleuridae. The record is from the annotation of a GenBank genome assembly.
AUGACUCCUCACUUCACUACUGAGACCACUAGUGUUUGGUCAACUCAACAGUACACCGAUUGCGGCGGCUACAUCACUGAGCUCCAAACGUUUUCGUCUCCAGGCGGAUUUGGUGGAGAAUUCAUCUAUCCCAAUCACGCUCAUUGUGUCUGGACCAUCAACAUUCGAGGAGUUCCCGGUUUCAUCAUCAGCGCCAAUCGAUUCGCCGUCGAACAGGCCUAUCGAUGCCAAUGGGACCACGUCAAGGUCGUUGCCAACGGUGUGGAGAGAAACUUCUGCGGCUACAACAAGGAACAGCCGAAAACCGACUCCGAACCCGACAAAGAAGUUGACGAAGGAGACAAAUUUUCCAGUUACGGUCUCGUCAAUACAUCGCUCAAGGGAUUUCAAGACCUUUUCGUCCUAGGAGGUCAGGCUACUAUCAGUUUCACAACUGACGAGUCUGUAAAACGUCAAGGCUUCGAGUUCGAGCUUAUCGAAGCUGACCGACUCGACAUCAUCGAAUACCACUUUGGCAGAAUCGUCGAAUCUCUUCCAGAAGACGCUUCUUGGGGCGAGCGAUAUGUCAACCGAUUCUACAGAGCCUUCAACAAGGCCGUCAAUUCUGACAACGGCGAAAGCUGCUACGAAGAAAACGGCUUCGGUUCGGAUGACUCCGCCGACGACGUCCAGGUCUUCGACGAGAGCGACUUCUGCAAACUCAAUGGCCAGGUCAACGCCGCCCUCAACAGCUGGGCCCGAAACAACGCAUGCGAAGGACGAGGCAAGGUACACCGACAGAUCAUCCGUUCUGCUCGAAAAACUCGAAACUUCUACAACAAGAAAAUGGGCUGCUAA